Messenger RNA from Anneissia japonica, 3107 nucleotides. RefSeq lists its product as uncharacterized. The transcript has 23 exons. Gene Ontology annotation, molecular function: protein binding. Bases 1 to 2862 code for a protein of 953 amino acids. NCBI's taxonomy places the organism in Eukaryota, Metazoa, Echinodermata, Crinoidea, Comatulida, Comatulidae. The record is from RefSeq and is a predicted model, not a curated record.
AUGUAUGAAUUGAUAUCGCAGCGUGUAGUAACUAGUCGCAAGACUUUACCAGAAAAUUUAUUAGAGCAACAGUUUGAGGAUAGUCGAGGGACAGAGCUUCAUGAAGCCAUCGAUUUAAGUGACUGGUCGACCGUCCGUCAAAUCACUGAGGAACAUCCUGAAUUGCUAAGUGUGCAGGAUGAUAAAUUUGGUUACACCCCAUUGAUUCAAAUUUUGAGAUCUGAAGAGGCUAUUCCAAGAGAUGUGGUAGCAACCAUAGCAAGCAAAACGCCAACAUCUGCUAUCGAUACCAAAUAUCAAAGAGGAUGGACAGCUCUGCAACUUGCCGCUCAUAAGGGUUUUGUGGACAUUGUCAACGUGUUGAUAGCAAAUGGGGCAGACAAGGACAUUCAAAUGAAGAAAGGGGUGACGGCUCUAUUUGUGAGUGCUCAAAACGGUCAUGCUGAUGUUUGCAAAGUUCUAAUUGACUCAGGUGCAGAUAUGCAUAUUCAACAGGAAGACGGUUGGACGACUUUAAUGACUGCCGCUCACUUCAACCAAUAUGACACGGUCGAAUUGCUUUUAAAUGCUAAAGUUGAUGUAAACCAAGUUAACACGGAUGGCGGCACAGCACUGCAUGCAGCGGCUUUUCUUGGUUAUGCAUCAGUUGUUAAACUAUUGCUAGAUUAUGGUGCAUUGGUUCUUCAGACAAAGGAUGGAAACACACCUCUACAUUCCUGCUUUCUGAACCAACGCCUAAGUUAUGAUCAACAUAGAAAGGUUACCGUAGCGUUUAUGAUUACGGGUCAUAGAGAUAUUGUUUCAAUUAAAAACAGUAAAGGUAAAACUGCAAUUAAUCUAUAUAAAGAACACAAAAGUCAGAAAUAUGAGACAAAACGGAGGUCAGAGCAGAAAGAAGAAUUACUAAAUAUCCUGAAAGGUGGGUCAUUACCGGACAUUAAUUUUAAACCUACAGGAAGGUCUAUUCCUGCAAUAAUUUCUGCUCAUGGACCAGCUGCUGACAAAGUUUACAAUAAAGCGUUGGAAGAGGGCACUGUUGAGGUAAAUCUAGGAAGAAUCAAAGUAAUUGGACAAGAAAGAGUAGGGAAAACCUCUCUCAUCAACGCCUGCCUUGGAAAGCCAUUUAACCCUCAUGAAAAAACUACCAAUGCGAUAGCAACAACCAAGAUUGUAACGAAGAGAGCAGAAGAGCCAAGUAAAUGGGAAGAGAAUCUUACUGAAAGUGGAAGUGCAACUGAAAUGUAUCAAAAGUUAAUGGCAGAGACAGUUAUCAGACACACAGUGGAAAAUUGUGGCGCCGAAAUAAUAGAAGAAACUCCAUCAGAAAAAAUACAAACUACACCUGUAACACCAACAGAAAACCCCAGAAAAAUAUCCGACACAGAAGCUGGUACUACAAAAGAGGAACUAAUACAAUCUGAAGUACGCAAUCCAAGAGAGCAAAUACACGUUUUAGAAACUGAACCUAAAAUGCCAAGAAUACCAAGGGUAAUACGAAAUCAGGUUGAUGAAGGAUUCAGAAAGGGAAUUUAUUACAAGAAACAAGGUUUGGGAGAAUGGCACAACAUAGGAGAGGAGACAUUCAACAUAUGGGAUUAUGGAGGUCAGUUGAUCUACCAUGGAAUACAUAAAAUCUUCAUGACGUUCAUGGCGGUUUAUAUUGUGGUAUUCAAUCUUGAAUCCUGCCUCGAUGAACAUGCUAUAGUUCAAGAUUCAUCAGGAAAGGAGUACCCUCAUCUCUUGACAAACCUUAAGUUCAUAAUAUAUUGGAUCGAGUCAGUUUACACCCAUAGCCGCCAAUUAAUAGAUGACAUGGACGAAGAUAUUGAUUUACCUGCUAUCGUUCUCGUAGGCACCCAUCGUGAUUCCCUUGGUGACAAUGAAGAAGAAAGAGACCGCAAGGUAAAGGAAGCGUUCAAAAAGAUAAGUAAUGAGCUGGAGGGAAAACCAUACGAAUCACACGUUUACCACAAAUACUUUGAUAUCGAAAACAACUGUCAAGAAAUAGAUAAAACUGUUUUCGAGCUAAAGAAUGUACUUGAGGUUCUUAUGAAAACAUUGGUCAAGCCUGUUCCGUUGAAAUGGAUGUAUUUCCGAUGUGAAUUACAGCAGUUAAGAGAUGAAAAUCUAGUUUGUUCACUACAAAAGAGUACGCAGGGCAAAGUCUGUAACGGCCCUGACAAGGAUGAGCUAGAUUGUGUGUGCCUGAAACCAAAACGACCUGUUAAUGGUUUCAUCAAUGCCUUCAUACACGGAAGGAGGCAAACAAGGCUUCUCUCUAAGACUUACCGGACCUCCAGGUUUAAAGCGUCAAUAAGGAAACUUAACAAGACAGGCAUAUUAGAAGAAAAGUUACUCAAAACCCUUUGGAGAAAGAGUGGUAUUGAUUUGAACAACUUUGACACUUUUGUAGAUUUGAUGAAGCAGUUUAGUUUUCUUUGUGACAGAAAGACUCCUGAGGCCUCAGAUGGAGCGCCUUCUUUCUUUGUUCCAUUGCGACUUGCACUUGAACCCCCGACGUCCGGUAAGCAGAGAGAUGUAGACAGUUACGGGACGCGCGCUAUCAGCAUUUUUCAUGGUUUCCGUGGCUACCUGCCUGACGAGUUGUUUCCAAUGAUAGUCACCGAGUUCAUUAACAGGUUUAAAGGGGAAGCAGAACCAGAAUUGGCACAUGAUCGUGCUGAACUCUACUUAGAUCAAUAUCAUCAUGUAGUUUUGUCUGUAGUCACGUUCAACCGACAACGAAUGCUAAAGACAACAAUUUUAAGAAGAGAAGCAAUCAAUGAAGUGAAGAUAAGCCUUGACCGAGAACCUUCUUCAAAAGCAUGUAAAACUGUAUGUAAAGAUUCCUCUUUCAUUUAAAUGACCAAUAGUUGUUAUCAUGUGAUUAUUAUAUUAUUAGAUUAUCACGUGUCAUUACGUAAGUAUUAUUUAAGUAUACUUAUUCUCAUCUUUCAGUUGUGAGAUCUUCAAGAUUUGAUUUAAAUGUCAAAUAAGAAUAAAACUAUAUUAAAUCUGUUUUAUCGAGUUGCUAAUAGGCCGAAUUGUAUUUUGGUUGUGCGAUAUUUAUUGCCUAGUCAUAUUUAGCCUCCGAAAGAAAUAUGUGU